AUGACUUCAACUGCCGAUAAAUCAAAACCAGAAACUUCCCCACAGACUUUUUCUUAUGGUUCAAUUCUGCAUGAAAUAGACCCUAUUCAAUUAUACAGUCCAUCAGCAAGAACACCUUUAACAUCAAGAUUACAAUCACCUUCUGAAGUCACUCCCCUGUUAUCACUAGAUAUUAAUCAAGAUGAUGACGAUAAUGAAGACAAGAGUUUAUCAAUUGCAAAAGCAUAUCAUAUUGAUUUGUUAAAUUAUAGAUCAGUUACAUUAGAAAAUAAAGGAUCAGUAGCAAGAGAUCAUAUGGCUAAUGAACGUACAUUUUUAGCAUGGUUAAGAACUUCAUUAGCUUUUAUAACUUUAGGUAUUGGAAUAACUCAAUUAUUUAGAUUAGAGAAACCAAAUUCAAAAAUUAAAACAACAAAUUCAUUAAUAUCUUUAGAAAAUUCAAAUAAUGAUAUUAUUUUAAAAGCUGGUAAACCUUUAGGUUCAAUAUUUAUAAUAUUAGGUAUAAUUACUUUGAUUUUUGGUAUGAAUAGAUAUUUCCAAGUUCAAUUCUUUUUAACUAAAGAUUAUUAUCCUGCUACUAGAUUAAGUAUUUUCUUAUUAAUAACUGUCAUUUUAACAAUUGUCAUUACAACAUUCGCCAUAGUUUUAAAAACUUCCUUAUAG
This is a messenger RNA of Candida tropicalis MYA-3404, 663 nucleotides long. RefSeq lists its product as uncharacterized. Lineage: Eukaryota; Fungi; Ascomycota; Pichiomycetes; Serinales; Debaryomycetaceae. The transcript has a single exon. The record is from RefSeq and is a predicted model, not a curated record. Bases 1 to 663 code for a protein of 220 amino acids.